Messenger RNA from Galendromus occidentalis (western predatory mite), 1393 nucleotides. RefSeq names its product transmembrane protein 243. Bases 886 to 1251 code for a protein of 121 amino acids. The record is from RefSeq and is a predicted model, not a curated record. The transcript is spliced from 3 exons. NCBI's taxonomy places the organism in Eukaryota, Metazoa, Arthropoda, Arachnida, Mesostigmata, Phytoseiidae.
AUUGCAAGUCUUAAGAUUGAGCGGCUUUUCGAUAUGAACGGAGACACCAUAUACUCCUUUUGAGAAAAGAGAGGGAAGUUUACGCGCUGUACACCUGGACUCGAACUGUACACCUGGAUGAGAGCCUCUCUCCGAUGAUGAUCGAAAGCCGACAAUUCUCGAGGAAAUCGUCGGACCGUCCUCUCCGGGAUCAAUGUCAAAACAGCUGUCUGUCUAUCUGUCCAAAAACACUGACUGACGGAGAUAACUGACACCAUCCAUCGCCCAGCCGAGUGUGUGACACGCUUCCGACGGUAUUCGAUAUUCCUUCCCGAUCGACGCUUUCCUCCCGAGGUGAAGUCGGCGACGGCUAGCCGGAGAUACGAGCCCAGGCUAACCGAUGAGAAGCGCGUCGCAAUGUUUCGAAUGCGACGAUUCCUCAAGCGAAAAAACGAGUUAUGACGAAUCUGACAGCUCUCGCUAGAGUCAGGUGAUCCUGGAUCGUCGUGGAAGAGACGAAUCAUGCACAAGGAGUGAGGACUUACGAAGAGCAGUAUUGUGAAGCACAACAGCGCGCCGAAGUCGCGAUCCGAGGGAGUUUCGAGGAAACCUAUCACAACUCAGGCAGAGCCGGCUCGAGGCGAACUCCUUUUGUUCUUUUUUGUGGACUGAGUUUGUGAACUCAUCGGUGACGCCUUGUGGAAGUUGCGGUUAGAAGGAAAAAAUCAGUCUCGCUGCGGAGGUCAUCCUCUGCCACCAACGCUAGAUCCUCAGCCAGGACUCAGAACCGGAGAGAGGAAUCUUUGAGAGAGAUCGGCGGAGUAGCAGGAAGUUCCUCCCUCUGAUGAAGUUUCGCUGAUGGCGCGUUGCGGGUAGAAUUUCCGAAAACUCAGCACAACGCAAGAGAUGGCGUCUGGUUCCGAGUUUAGCCCUCUGUUCGGUGGUCCUCAGAUGCCGCUCUUCAAUGACUCCAGCCCUAGGGAGCGUUAUCUGCACUAUGGACUCGCUGCCGUUACAUCAGUCCUCGUUUUCGUUACUCUCUGUCUCGCCUUCUUCUACAACAUACCGCCGGACGGUCGACACAUAUAUUUCUCAUUUGUCCUGAUAAUCAUGUGUCUUCUUCAUUGCAUCUUGAUACACUGGUACCGUCAGGGAGAUGUCGAUCCCAAGUUCCGGACGUACAUUUAUGGGAACACGGUGAUAAUAAUUCUACUGUCAAUUUCGGGUAUCACCUACUUCACGCAGAAAGCCCAAUGCAGCGCUGCUGGGUAGAGAGAGCAUCGAGGCAUGCGAAAAAAUGUGAACUUUUGAGAGUGAGAAAUACGACAAAGUCGCAAACUAUCUUCGAAUACAAACAAUAUUCAUGCGAAAGUUUAUCGAGCCAAAGCUUCGUUACGAGAUUUUUCGAGAUGCU